CAGUGGCGGCGGCUGCGCCCGGCUGUGUGUCUCCAGCCGCCGGAGGAAGAUGAGGCUGAAGAUUGGGUUCAUCUUACGCAGUUUGCUGCUGGUGGGAAGCUUCCUGGGGCUGGUGGUCCUCUGGUCUUCCCUGUCCCCGCGGCUGGACGACCCGAGCCCGCUGAGCAGAAUGAGGGAAGACAGAGAUGUCAAUAACCCCAUGCCUAACCGAGGAGGCAAUGGACUAGUUCCUGGGGAUGACAGAUUCAAACCUGUGGUACCCUGGCCUCAUGUUGAAGGAGUAGAAGUGGACUUAGAAUCUAUUAGAAGAAAAAACAAGGCCAAAAAUGAACACGAGCACCAUGCUGGAGGAGAGAACCAGAGAGACAUAAUGCAGAGGCAGUAUCUCACUUUUAAGCCUCAGACAUUCACCUACCGGGAUCCUGUGCUACGCCCCGGGAUCCUCGGUAACUUUGAACCCAAAGAACCUGAGCCUCAUGGAGUGGUUGGUGGCCCUGGAGAGAAUGCCAAGCCAUUGGUUUUGGGACCAGAACUCAAACAUGCAGUUCAAGCCAGCAUUAAAGAGUUUGGAUUUAACAUGGUGGCAAGUGACAUGAUCUCCCUGGACCGCAGCGUCAAUGACCUACGGCAAGAAGAGUGCAAGUAUUGGCAUUACGAUGAAAACCUGCUCGUUUCCAGCGUUGUCAUUGUCUUCCAUAAUGAAGGAUGGUCAACCCUCAUGAGAACAGUCCACAGUGUCAUUAAAAGGACUCCAAGGAAAUAUUUAGCAGAAAUUGUAUUAAUUGAUGAUUUCAGCAAUAAAGAACACUUAAAAAAAAAACUGGAUGACUAUAUUAAGCAAUGGAAUGGCCUAGUAAAGGUAUUUCGAAAUGAGAGAAGAGAAGGUUUAAUUCAAGCACGAAGUAUUGGUGCCCAGAAGGCUAAACUUGGGCAGGUUUUGAUAUACCUUGAUGCCCACUGUGAGGUGGCAGUUAACUGGUAUGCACCACUUGUAGCUCCCAUUUCUAAGGACAGAACUACAUGUACUGUGCCUCUAAUAGAUUACAUAGAUGGGAAUGAUUAUUCCAUUGAACCACAGCAAGGUGGGGAUGAAGAUGGUUUUGCCAGAGGGGCCUGGGACUGGAGUUUACUAUGGAAACGUAUUCCUCUAAGCCACAAGGAAAAGGCCAAAAGAAAACAUAAAACUGAACCUUAUCGAACCAUUUGCACUGUGCCGAUUAUAGAUGUCAUAAAUGGCAACACAUACGAAAUUGUGCCCCAAGGGGGUGGUGACGAAGAUGGGUAUGCCCGAGGAGCAUGGGAUUGGAGUAUGCUCUGGAAACGGGUGCCUCUGACCCCUCAAGAGAAGAGAAUCAGAAAGACAAAAACUGAACCAUAUCGGUCCCCAGCCAUGGCUGGUGGAUUAUUUGCCAUUGAACGAGAGUUCUUCUUUGAACUGGGUCUGUAUGAUCCAGGUCUCCAGAUUUGGGGUGGUGAAAACUUUGAGAUCUCAUACAAGAUAUGGCAGUGUGGCGGCAAACUACUGUUUGUCCCUUGUUCUCGUGUGGGACAUAUCUACCGUCUUGAGGGCUGGCAAGGGAAUCCUCCGCCCAUUAAUGUUGGGUCUUCUCCAACUAUGAAGAAUUAUGUUAGAGUUGUUGAGGUCUGGUGGGAUGAAUAUAAAGACUACUUCUAUGCCAGUCGUCCUGAAUCCAAGGCGUUAGCAUAUGGGGAUAUCUCUGAGCUGAAAAAAUUUCGAGAAGAUCACAACUGCAAAAGUUUCAAAUGGUUCAUGGAAGAGAUUGCUUAUGAUAUCACCUCACACUACCCUUUGCCACCCAAAAAUGUUGACUGGGGAGAAAUCAGAGGCUUUGAAUCUGCUUACUGCAUUGAUAGCAUGGGAAGGACGAAUGGAGGCUUCGUUGAACUAGGACCCUGCCACAGGAUGGGAGGGAACCAGCUUUUCCGAAUCAACGAAGCAAAUCAACUCAUGCAAUAUGACCAGUGUUUGACAAAGGGGCCUGAUGGAUCAAAAAUCAUGAUUACACACUGUAACCUAAAUGAAUAUAAGGAAUGGCAGUACUUCAAGAACCUGCACAGGUUUACUCACAUUCCUUCCGGAAAGUGCUUAGACCGCUCGGAUGUCCUCCAUCAAGUGUUUCUCUCCAAUUGUGACUCCAGUAAAAUGACUCAGAAGUGGGAAAUGAAUAACAUCCAUAGUGUUUAGAAAGAAUAAAAGAAACCAAUAACCUACCUACUGACACAUAAAUUUUCACAGGACUGAAAACCGCCUGAAACCUGCUGCAACUAUUAUUAACUCUGUACAGCUCCAAACCCAGCACCUCCUGAUAGGUUUGAAGGACAUUGAUAAACUGUGACUUUACAAUAACAUUGUCAUCUGCAGUUACUGUUUACAAAACUGCUUUUACCUUAAACUUUAUAGAUGUU
This is a messenger RNA of Eptesicus fuscus (big brown bat), 2427 nucleotides long. RefSeq names its product polypeptide N-acetylgalactosaminyltransferase 7 (gene GALNT7). Lineage: Eukaryota; Metazoa; Chordata; Mammalia; Chiroptera; Vespertilionidae. The transcript has 13 exons. The coding region runs from base 50 to 2206 and encodes 718 amino acids. Gene Ontology annotation, cellular component: Golgi apparatus. The record is from RefSeq and is a predicted model, not a curated record.